AUGGGUAGAAUCAAUGAUUCAUGCAUCAGCCAAAGGAAAAUAUCAGCUCAGCUAGCAAAGAUCAGACAUGGGAAUGACUGCAAUGACUGCAGAUACAUACAGAACCCUUGGGUCAACCUUAAUAUUGUUGAUUCUGAUGGACCUCUUGUCCUACCGCCUCUACCUCAGGGGCAUACAUUUGUAGUGACCAGUAGCUCGAUGAAGAUGCUUACAACGAGGGGCUUGUUUGCAGGGUUGCCAGCGGAUGAUCCGCAUGCUCACAUCGACAAACUUAAUCAUGAGUACUUCUACCGAGGACAGAAUGAUAAUAGUAAGGCAGUGCUCGAUACUAUUGUGGGAGGUUCGUACGGUGAAUGCACCUUUGCACAAAUUGCAGAGAAAAUGGAGAAGAUAUCUCAAAAUAAUAAAGCUUGGAGCACUAGAAAGUCAGACACUAGGAGGAGCACAUUUGUCGUUCAAGCUACAAACAAUCAGCCCACAUAUGAGAUUCGCGAGGAAAUGGCACGGAUGAGAACUGAACUAGGGUUGGUGUUAAAGGAUGUGACAGCAGGAGCAGAGAAGGUAAAUGUUGUGAACUAUUUGACUAAAACUCCACCACCGGCAGAAGAGUAUUAUUUUGAAGAGGAUGCGUAUGCGAACAACUAUGUCAACAGAAAUGAUCGGGCUGGACUUUAUGUUCCUUCUCAAAAUCGGGAUUCUGCUCCUAGGGAAGCGGGAGGUAAUAUGUCACGUAUUGAGGAUAUGAUGCUGAAAAUGAUGAGGAGGUUUGACGCGACUGAUGAGAAUGUGAAGGAGAUGCGAAAUGACUUGUCUUGCAUUGGACAGAAAGUUGAUGCCCAUGUAGUGUCAAUAAAGCAGCUUGAGCAACAGUUUAGUGAGUUGUCUGCUACCGUGAAUACAUGCCAGCUAGGCACAUUGCCCAGCAACACCUACCAAAAUCCAAAGAAUGAUGCGCAUUGUAUGGCAAUCACGACUCGUGGAGGAAAGCAGACUAUUGAAGUGGUAGAAAAAGGUGAUGAUGAGAUUGAGGUGACUGGAGAGUCCAAGAAUGUUAUAGAGAAAGAAGCGAAGAAAACUCAAAAGGUCGUCUUCAUGCCUAGACCUCCACCUCCUUUCCCACAGAGGUUAGUUCAGAAGGCUGAAGAAGGAAAGUACCGCAGGUUCAUAACUAUGUUGAAACAACUUUCCAUCAAUGUCCCUUUGAUAGAAGCUUCAGAGCAAAUGCUUGGUGCCAUUUCUAUGAGGUCACUAGUACAAAAGAAAGAGGAUCCUGCAGCUUUCACUAUUUCAUGCACCAUCGGUAAGAUGCACUUUGCAAAAGCUUUGUGUGAUUUGGGUGCCAGCAUUAACUUGAUGCCAUUAUCGAUUAAUAAGAAGUUGGGUUUAGGAUCUGCAAAACCAACUGCGAUGCGUUUACUUAUGACUGAUAGAACUGUGAAAAACCCAAUUGGAGUGCUUCAAGAUGUCCUUGUGAAAGUGGGGCCAUUCAUUUUUUCGGCAGACUUUGUUAUACUUGAUUGUGAGGAAUGUAAUCUUAAAUCGGUAUCGGUGUUGAGUCACACUUUCGGAAGAAGUGGUGAAGUGUUUAGUAAGGAGAAGUUAGGUGUAGCCUUGUACACGGAGAAGAAGCGCUAUGCUCAAAAGACAGAAAAGCGCAAACUAGCUCCUGGCAGAUCUAAGUCCCAGUGGACUGGACCAUUCAGAGUGACCCAAGUGUCCCCACAUGGAGUGGUUGAGCUCGAGAAAAGGAGUGGGACAAGGUUCAAAGCCGACCAACGGAGGAUAAAAAGCUACAUGGGAAAUUUUGAGAGUGUAAAUGCAAUGAUAGAGGCAUGGCAUAUUGAUGAAGCCUGA
Messenger RNA from Solanum stenotomum, 1854 nucleotides. RefSeq lists its product as uncharacterized. The record is from RefSeq and is a predicted model, not a curated record. Bases 1 to 1854 code for a protein of 617 amino acids. NCBI's taxonomy places the organism in Eukaryota, Viridiplantae, Streptophyta, Magnoliopsida, Solanales, Solanaceae. The transcript is spliced from 7 exons.